Messenger RNA from Orycteropus afer afer, 692 nucleotides. It is a transcript of the gene SLC31A1, whose product is annotated as solute carrier family 31 member 1. Gene Ontology annotation, molecular function: copper ion transmembrane transporter activity. Gene Ontology annotation, biological process: copper ion transmembrane transport. Gene Ontology annotation, cellular component: membrane. Lineage: Eukaryota; Metazoa; Chordata; Mammalia; Tubulidentata; Orycteropodidae. The record is from RefSeq and is a predicted model, not a curated record.
UUUUCUCCUGACUCAGCAUUUCCUGGAAAAAUGGAUCAUUCCCAUCAUGCAGGGAUGAGCUAUAUGGACAACAAUACUAUGUCACCCUCUCACCAUCACCCGACCACUUCCGUCUCCCACUCACAUGGCGGAGGAAAUGAUAACAUGAAGAUGAUGCCUAUGACCUUCUACUUUGGCUUUAAGAAUGUGGAACUAUUGUUUUCUAGAGUGGUGAUCAAUACAGCUGGAGAAAUGGCUGGAGCUUUUGUGGCAGUGUUUUUACUGGCAAUGUUCUAUGAAGGACUCAAGAUAGCCCGAGAGAGCUUGUUACGCAAGUCACAAGUGAGCAUCCGCUAUAAUUCCAUGCCUGUCCCAGGGCCAAAUGGAACCAUCCUUAUGGAGACACACAAAACUGUUGGGCAGCAGAUGCUGAGCUUUCCUCACCUCCUGCAGACAGUGCUGCACAUCAUCCAGGUGGUCAUCAGCUACUUCCUCAUGCUCAUCUUCAUGACCUACAACGGGUACCUCUGCAUCGCUGUGGCCGCAGGGGCCGGCACAGGGUACUUCCUCUUCAGCUGGAAGAAGGCAGUGGUAGUGGACAUCACUGAGCACUGCCAUUGACAUCAGACUCCAUGGUGUGGCCUUGCUGCAAUGGGAAGCAGCUCCGAGACUGGAAGACAGGACUCCUGCUCCAGUCACCCCUUCUUGCUCCU